AUGACAGAGGCAAAGAUCACCAGGGGACACUCGUGCGUUCCGUGCCAGCAUCGAAAGAUUAGAUGCAAUGGCCAGACUCCAUGUGCAUAUUGUAUCAGAACGGGCAAAGAAUGCGUGCGUAUGCGUGUAUCGCCUUCGCACUCACGCAAUGCUCGCUUAAAUCACCGCCGCCUUACAGCUGCCCAGGCGGAGAGUCCCAGUGGUGAUGGACAGGUCAUCGUCAGUGGAGAUCAGCGUCGUUAUGUCGAAGACAAUAAAUUAUGGAAGUCACUGGGCGAUGAGAUGCAAGGCAAAGAUGUCAGCCCAGAUCCAGAGCGUCCACCUCUGCGAACAAGGACCGACACGCCAUCAACCGAAGUAAACCUCAUAUUCAGCCAUCAAAGGCCAACAUCUACUUCGGUAGAAUACCCGUCAGCUGUGCAUUCAUUUCAGCUAUGGCAAGUCUUUAUCAGCAACGUCCAUCCUCUGACCAAGAUUCUGCAUGGUCCGACUGUUCAGAAAGACAUCCUGGAGACCUUUUCUGAGCCGACAUUAACCCCCGGCCCUACAGAGGCCCUCAUAUUUGCCAUUUACCUCGUUGCUGUCGUCUCUUUGACAGACACCGAGUGUCGUAGCAGGUUUGGCGAGCCUAGAAAGGACCUGCUGGCUCGAUACUGCCACGCAACCGAAGUAGCUUUGAGCAAAGCCGAUUUCCUGAGGUCUACAGAUCUGAGGGUGCUUCAGGCCUUUACUCUCCAUCUGCUUUCACUCCGUCACAUCUGUGACCAUGACAUUCUAUGGCUCCUAACAGGUCUCGCGACACGCAUGGGCCAAAGAAUGGGCCUCCAUCGCGAAAGCUCACUCAAAGAUCUACCCCCAUUUGAAGCUGAACUACGACGUCGAGUCUGGUGGCAGAUCGUGAUCCUUGAUGGCAGGGCUUCGCAACUGACCGGUGCAUCCAUGAACCCAAACAUGCAACUCUAUGGAGAUACCCGACAACCAAUCAAUCUCAGUGACGCUGACCUUGUGCCAUCAGCAAGCACAAUACCGCAGCCGUCACCCAUCACUACAGAUAUGCUAUUUUGCAAAGUCCGCAUUGAAAUUGGUGUGUGGAUGAUUCAGCAAAAGUGCCUACUCGGUUCUGAAUCUGAAUCGUCGGCUGCGGGCAAAGCAAAGUUUUUCAAAGCUAUUGAUGAGCUUGAGCGUCAUAUUGAGGAAAAAUAUCUUGCCAAUAUGGACAAGGAACUUCCACUCAACCUUUUGACGGCAUAUCUAGCUAGAUCUGCUGUUUGCCAGCUACGACUCUCGGUUUACCAUCCCAUUCAUCGUCCAGAGAGGGCCUCGGAUUUGAGUGCUGAACAAAUCGAUAUGCUGCUUGAAAACAGUCUGGAAGUGAUACGUUAUGACAUUCUAUCGCAUUCGACUCCUGCUCUGCAAUGCUACUUGUGGCACAUUGCCAAUUUCUUCCCAUUUGAGACAUUUGUUCUUCUGAUUAGCACUUUGUCUGGUCGACCGGCAGGUCAGGUUGUUGACACGGCAUGGGAAGUGAUCGACCAAGUGUACGAGCACCACCCAUCUUUCGUCUCAGAUACAGGUGACCCUCUAUACUGGGCUCUGGGAAAUAUCACCCUUAAAGCCUGGGAUCAGAGGGUCACAAGUGCCAGGACGCGAGGAAUUCCUGUUCCUCGCGAGCUACCUUGCAUAGCCAACCUUGUCCAUGCACGAGCUACAAUGGCCAGGGCAUCAUCACAACAGCCUUCGACCACGGACGUCUCUGGACCAGCCACACCUCAAAGUUUACUCCUUGCACAGGAAGCGCCAAUUGACUAUCUUGGUGGUCCAGGAACGACAAAUGAGCUUGUCUCACAGACGGACUUGGGUAUGGCAACUGGGGAGGAACUUCUGGGUAUGAUGAAGGGCGUUGAUGUAGACUGGGACUUUUGGCAGCAAUUGCUGGAUGGGAAUGGACAUGAUGCACGGGCAAGAGAUGAUCAGGAAACGUUUUACUUUUCGUCGUUCAUAAACAAAGCCUAA
Messenger RNA from Fusarium pseudograminearum CS3096, 2013 nucleotides. It is a transcript of the gene aurR2, whose product is annotated as aurR2. The record is from RefSeq and is a predicted model, not a curated record. Bases 1 to 2013 code for a protein of 670 amino acids. The transcript has 4 exons. Lineage: Eukaryota; Fungi; Ascomycota; Sordariomycetes; Hypocreales; Nectriaceae. Gene Ontology annotation, molecular function: DNA binding; zinc ion binding; DNA-binding transcription factor activity, RNA polymerase II-specific. Gene Ontology annotation, biological process: DNA-templated transcription; regulation of DNA-templated transcription.